This is a messenger RNA of Peronospora belbahrii, 1185 nucleotides long. The record is from the annotation of a GenBank genome assembly. NCBI's taxonomy places the organism in Eukaryota, Oomycota, Peronosporomycetes, Peronosporales, Peronosporaceae.
AUGCUAACGGUUAGCACUUUACCCGUAAACCUCGCAGACAACGUGCCGUCAUUCCACGUUCCCGUCUUCAACUAUGAUACCCUCUCCACUGGAAACACGCCUUAUGAAGUACUCAACGCACUCAAGAAAGACGGUAUCAUCAGCUUCUCCAACGUUCCGUCGUACGCCCAAGUACGUCGCACCUACCUUGAAAUGGCUGCUGCCUGUGCGGUAUCUGCUCAAGAGGCGAACGCCGAGUUCCUGUACCAGAAGACGCUCACGGAUGGCACAAAGCGCUACACCAUCAGCACAACAUCGGGUCGGGCUGCCAACUUUGCUGCCAUUACCACAGAUGCGACGUGCCCGGGCUACAAAGAAGUUUACGGCCAAUUCUCGUCGCUGUUUGAGAUGGUGGUGCUCAGCGUGGCCAUGGCACUCGACGCCACCAACUUUACUACGAAGGACGGCUACGGCCAAAUCGUCUCCAGUCGUAAGCUCAUGACGGAUGCUGUCCGUCUCGAUCACUUUCACGCGUACGAACCGCCUUCUUCGCGUAAGCUCAUGAGUGAGCUCUCUGACAUCAACACUAACGCCGUGCCCGACAAGAACUUUACGCUCGAGCUGCAUGAGGACAACGGUAUGUUUAUCAUGUUCUCGACACCUGCCUUCUACAAGGUUAGUAACGGCGGUCUCAAGCACACGUUCGAGCCAAUAUCGUCCUCCGGCGAGGACGGCUUGGGAUCAGGCCUUCUCAUUCGAACGCGUGACGGUCAGUUCGUGCAACCUAUUCUGGAGCCCGACUACGUGACGCUCAUGGUCGGUACUGGCUUCAACACGUGGGUGGACUCGUCGCAUGAUCUGCCACCCGUGUCGCACGCCAUGCGCAUACCCGAGAUGCAGAUGAUGCCGACACAGCGGCUGAUACGUGCAUGGUUUGGCAAGAUGACGUUGCUGCCGUCUUACCAGCACAUGGUGGGGCAGAUGGAUUUUGAGACGCACAUGAACGCCUCUGCGCAUUACUUGCGACAAGGGCAUGAAUCAGAUCGUCCGCUCCUGGGCUGCGCUCCUGGUCGUCACUUGGUCGCGUUAGUGGAAGCUCCAUCUAACGGUUUUUGGCCUCAUUGUGCAAGUUACUGCCAACAAAAUGGAAAAGCAGCUUGUAAGGCAUAUGAUAAGUGCAAUCCAUAUUGCGAUGGUAGCUGCUAA